This is a messenger RNA of Owenia fusiformis, 1708 nucleotides long. Lineage: Eukaryota; Metazoa; Annelida; Polychaeta; Sabellida; Oweniidae. The record is from the annotation of a GenBank genome assembly.
AUGACUUGUCUUGGGAUGCGUUGUCUAGAAACCAGUAAAAAUAACAUAGGUCCAAGAAGUAAAGAGAAAUCCCUGAUACACAAUGUUACAGUUCAGCCUGAUGAUCUAGCAGCUUUCUGUGAAGAAAAAUGCGAAGGAUUACCCGGUGGGGGAUAUUUCGCCGAUCCAAACAAUUGCUGUGCGUAUAUCGCUUGUAAACCACUGGGUUUCACGUAUGCUGGCUUCAACCAAACAUGCAUGUACCCAUUGGUCUGGAACCAAGACCAGGGUACCUGUGAUUUUGCAUUCCACGUUGAUGGAUGCGAUGAGUCGUGUCAUGGUGAUCCAAACCCGUGGACCGUGCCAGUUCCAACAGAUGUUCUCACCGAAGAUGAUUGUGUUAGGUAUGGAAACAUUUACACCAAACACCCCACAAAUCCUCAACUUUACUACGUAGACCACUACGGUAUUGACCCAAACAACUCCAGACAUGCUUCCUGUCCACCUGAUUUCGAGUUCAGCCUUGACGAAUGUCGUUGCGUUGGAAUGAACGGUCCAUGUCCAUGUGACUGCAUUUUCUGUCUACCAUUUGAGAAUGACAAAGUGAGGGAUAUUGUCAAUAGGAACUUCGUUGCUCAUGAAGGUGUUAGGAUCAAUUCAUACGCAGCACAGAACGCAGGGGACUCUCCUGGUCAUUUUGGAUGCCUCGGUGGAGAUGACAGCUACAUCGAGUUUCCUGUGUUUGAGAACAUGUAUUAUGGCAGUAAGUUCUCCAUCAACUUUUUCUUCUAUCCCAUUGUUGAUAACCUGCCUGCCGGUUCCGACAUCGAGCUGGACAGCAUACAGGGAUUGUUCACCAAUGGAGGAUGUGGAGAGCCAGGGUCUAUUGAACUCUACCUGUUAGGUUCAUACCUUUAUUUGAACUUCAGAACAGAAAAUGGUGAACUUGAAAACUAUAUCGUUCAAUAUCCCGAAGACCCUGCUGCAGACCCUGUGGUAUAUUCGAAUCAAAGGAUUUUGAAUAGGCAGCAUCAUGACAUCACAGUUGUAUACUGUGACGGUGAACUUAAGGUUUGCGUCAACAACAAAUCCUGUGUAGUGAUUGAUGAAUCUGUAGGACUGGGAGGUAAUGUACUGAGCACUGACCAUCCACUGACGAUUGGCAAAUUCAACGAUAUUGAAGGUACAAGUGCUAAAGCCUGCAUUGACAAUAUGUCCGUUUGUCGGGACUGUUGGACCGAUGAGCAGAUUAAGGGUGUUCAGGCCUUUAACGAGUCCGCUGUGAUGUGCGUCGCUGCAGAUAUGGAUGAUAUCACUUUACCAGGUGGAGGUUCCCUUCCACCAAGUGCUUCAGACCCUGCUGGCCCAGCUCCACCUUUACCACCCCCUCCACCUGGGAAGAAAUAAUAAUAUCGUAACAAUAGAACUUAACGAGAACUAAUUCCCGGACUAAUAUUCAAGGCUUUUCAGAUGCAAUAAAAAAGAACAUUGUUCGAUGUUUAGUAUCGUCAUUGAAUCGAACACACCUGACCCUAUGUUCGAUUUGAAACGAAUCCUGUCGAUGAUGUUUUGAUGUGUACAUACGCAUGCGCCGUUUGUUGUCUACAUAUUGAGUCCUGUCCAACUCGUACAACACUUCACGAUGAAAUGCCCGUCCACAUCUCAAGUCAUCAUUGAUAUCAAAUUUGUAUGGAUUGAUGAAAUAAACAAUUUAGAAAUUACAAAUGUA